AUGGAGAUUGAAGUAAAUUUAGAUAAGACGGAUAUAUGUGCGUCGGCGGAUUCCAAGAAAAACCUCCCCUUAAAAAACGGUCAAAGUAUUAAUGGCUGCAUAAAUUAUAAAUACUUGGGAGCCAAAAUUUCAAGGGAUGGCACUCUGGAUAAAGCCAUUAGGGACAGAAACGCUCAGGGAAGAAAGGCAAUCUCUAUGUUAAACGGCGUCUUGUGGGAUAGUAACAUCUCUAAAUCCAACAAACGUCAUAUAUACAGCACAAUAGUUAAAAGCAUCGUUUGCUAUGGCAGCGAGGUAUGGCAGCUAAAAGAUAAGACCGUGCGCUCCCUGGAAGCGACAGAAAUGGAUUUCUGGAGACGGGCCGCAGGUAAAUCCAGAAGAGAAAGAUACAGAAACAACAGAAUAACAAGAAAUUAUGGGGGUCAAUCGAACAAUAGCUGA
Sitophilus oryzae (rice weevil) is the source of this 441-nucleotide messenger RNA. RefSeq lists its product as uncharacterized. The transcript has a single exon. Lineage: Eukaryota; Metazoa; Arthropoda; Insecta; Coleoptera; Curculionidae. The record is from RefSeq and is a predicted model, not a curated record. Bases 1 to 441 code for a protein of 146 amino acids.